This is a messenger RNA of Scleropages formosus (Asian bonytongue), 967 nucleotides long. It is a transcript of the gene mrpl23, whose product is annotated as mitochondrial ribosomal protein L23. Gene Ontology annotation, molecular function: structural constituent of ribosome. NCBI's taxonomy places the organism in Eukaryota, Metazoa, Chordata, Actinopteri, Osteoglossiformes, Osteoglossidae. Gene Ontology annotation, cellular component: ribosome; mitochondrial large ribosomal subunit. Gene Ontology annotation, biological process: mitochondrial translation. The transcript is spliced from 5 exons. The coding region runs from base 96 to 557 and encodes 153 amino acids. The record is from RefSeq and is a predicted model, not a curated record.
GGAAGUUUCCUGCAUGUGCGCCGCUGCAACACAGUAACAGGUUGAGGCGGGCAGAAGUCUGGAAGGAAGGUUGUUGCGGCCGGAGCCCUUCUGCGAUGGCGAGGAGAGUUUUAUACCCGAUCUAUCAGAUGGGAAACCCUCAGCUCAGGGUGUUCCGACCCAAUUUCUCCAUGACUCUGGUGCGGCCCGGCAAGGAGCAGCCCCCCGACACGGUGCAGUUUCGCAUCUCCAUGGAGAUGACCAAGUGCGACGUGAAGAACUACCUGGAGAAGAUCUACAGCGUGCCGGUAGCGGCUGUGCGGACCAGGAUCCAGUACUGCACCAACAAGAAGAGGAAUCACUUAAACCAGCGGGUGAAGAGGCCCGAUUACAAAGUGGCGUAUGUUCAGCUGGCCCAGCAGCAGACCUUUCAGUUCCCAGACAUAUUUCCCAAGAAGGAGAGCCAGCCUGAAGAGGGUUCCAUGGAGGCCAUACAGGAAAAGUUCAUGGAGGAUGAGCAGCAGAGGCAGAAGCCGGACCCCCGCCGAGGUGGCGUUCCUGAGUGGUUUGGGAUUUAGAGGGGAGGGUCACCUGAAAGGCAGGACUGUGCUUGAGUUUGUGUGUGGGUAUCUGUGCGGGAGAGAAAACGGACUGAAGCACCCCGACCACUACUGCACAGCGCCCCUUCAAAGCCCCAAUCCAGAGGAGAACCCCUCACCACCUCCAUAACCUCAAAUGACCCCCGGAGGAACGUCUGCAGACCGCAUAUCAGUUCGUGCAUCUCCGCAGCAGUCUGUGACCAAAUUCCAGGCCGUUUCAUUUAAAUUGGCCUCCUUUGUGUGUGUCUGUGUUGGUUUUUUUUUUUUUUUUUUCCCCCCCCUUCCCUGCUCUAUAAAGAACAUGACUGGGAGAAAGUCCAGCUCAGGUGCAGAGAAGUUACAGAUAUACUUUUCGGGUUUUUUUUUUUUGGUUUGUCUUUAGACAGUAA